UCGCUUUCCGAAGUGUAUUUUGUUGUCGGAUACGUGAGGGAAGAUCGUCGUGUUAACCAAUCUUUCAUUCAGUCCUGGUUUUCGUUGGAAGUCAUCGAGUAAAAAAGAACCUAAGAUUCAUCUUUUAAAGGGCUGUAGACGGGUGAACUUUGAAACACGUCACAGAAAAUCACGGGACAUCUUGAAUUUUCAUUCCCAAUAGGGUUGUAUUUCCUUGCAUCGUGAAUAUUCGAUCUCUUCGCAUUUCAAACUAAUCGGAAUUUCAUGGCCUAGUAGUUCAUCUUCAGCAUCUCAGAUGGUUUAACCUUUUUCUCAAACGUUUGGCGUUGAAAUCCGGGAUCUCUUCCGGUCCACUGAAACCUUCGCUUGGUCAACAUUAACUGCGGCAACGAAACACGAACUGAACGCGCCUUUCAGAUAUUUGUCAUGUCCGCUAGCGUCAGUCCGCUUCCUUCGGGUGAGAUGAAUAGCUCACACUCGAGUGGAAGUAGCAGUGUGAGUGGUUAUGUUGUAGUUGCUAAAGAUGAGGGACAUUUGCUCAAUUUGGACGGCAGCAAGAUUGGAAAAACAACUGAGAUUCCAGCUAAUAGCGAAAGCCUCUCUCAAGGCGGAAGUAUGUCGCAGAAUGAUCAUGAACUAGCUGACAGAGUUCAGAAUCUUAGCAAGGAAAAUGAACAACUUAAAACGGUUCUGCUUCAGAACAAUGAACUCCUCGAGAAGUAUUUUGAAGAACUUGCUGACAUGCAGGAAUCUCAGAAGCAGACGAGUGAGUCCUUACGCAAAGGAUAUGAUCGUGCCAGGGAGAUGGUCAAGAAACUGCGAGAGAAGAAUGGAACUUUAAAAACUGAACUGAAAUAUGAGCAAAACAAAAUUUUGCAACUGGAGGGAGAGCUGUCCAAACUGAAGGAAGCAGAUGAAAAUGAAAAGUCAGCACAACUUGAAAAAAAUUCUAAUGAUGACAAGGCCAAAACAUAUCAAGUGCAGCCUCCUAAUGAAGUGGUGAAGAGGCUUGAAUCUGAAAAGGCUACCUUAGAAAUGAAUUACAGCAAAUUACAAGAACAUAUUUCACGCUUGAAGGCCAUGCAAGAAGCUGAGCCGAAUACUGAAACAGAUGACUGUGACACUCUGGUUUCCAUUGACACACUGUCUUCUGACAUUCUGCUUGAGAGUCCAGAGGCAUAUUAUGAGAACUUAAAAAAACUUGAAACAGAGAAAGAAAUUUUGAAGGUGAAACUGGAUGAGAUGAAAAUUGAGAGUGAGCAACACCAACAGAAUUUUAAACAACUUGAGGAAGAACGUGACCAACUUCUAAAGAAAAUUGAAGAUUUUGAGCAAGGGCAGGUUUUAGAAGAGGGAGAUAUUAAGCUGGAGGUAGCUGAAAACCAAGCUUCCACAGCAGCACUCUCCGAGCAAAUUGCCACUUUGACUGAACAGCUAAGGGUACAGACAGAGGUGAUGGGUAACCUUAGAAAAGAACAGGGUGCUUUGAGGCAGGAGAGAGACAUGUAUCAGAAGAAGGCUAAAGAACUUGAACAAGUAAAGAGAACCACUGAGAAUGUUGAAAUUAUGAAACAACAGCAGCAAAACUCUCCUGAAAAGGGGAGAGGGAAUCAGGAAGCACAAAGAGACUUACAGGAUAAUUUGUGUAAAGUGAAGAAAACUCUCUGGGAAUACCAGAAACGAGAAGGAGGUCUUCUGAACAGGGAGAAUGCUGUUCUUGAGAAGGAAGAGAAACAAAAGGAGGUUAUGAAGGAGAAUGAGAAUUUAAAACAUCAGCUCGCUGAAGCUCAAACAAAAGUUGAAGCACUUUCACACAAAGGGAAGGGGCAAGAGGAAGAAGUAAAAACUCUGAGGAGGCAACUGAGUUCAGUAUCAGAUGAACUGACUGAGACGCACGAGCGGGAAGUUUCUCAGUUAAAGGAGUCAAUGCAGACAGCUUGUGACAAUGCCGACCAAUUGAGAGAUAAUGUUGACCAGCUCAUGGAGAAAAAUGAACAUCUUCAGGAGCAUGUUGAGGAACUGAAAUUGAUUAUAACUCAAAAGGAACAAGAAAUACAAGCUCUAAAGGAAGAGUUAACAAAAGUGUCCAAUGAACUGAAUGAGACUAAGGAACAGGAAGUUAACCACUUAAAAGAAGAAUUGUCAAACAAGACAGAGGCACUAGAAAAUGCAGAGAUUAGCGUGGAAUAUAUGAAGGCUCAAGUGACACAACUCAUAAGGGAAAAUGAAACUCUAGCAGCAGAGAAAGACAGGCUUGGAGAUGAAUGCACCCAACAGGAAAAUAUGUAUCAAGAGCAUCUUCAUAAGAUAGCCGAAGACAAUGAGAAGCAGAGAUUGAAGAGAGACAAAAUUAUCGAAGGUCUCAGAAAGCAGGUGUCAACUUUGGAAGCAGAUCUUCAAAAAACACGCCUAGAAAAGGAAAAUGAGAGUGUGGCCCACGUGCAACUCCAAGAGGAUCACGAACGUAUAAUUGAGGAGUACGAUAACCUUAUACGAGCAUACCAAAAGACAAGCGACACGAACAAAUUGAAACAGUAUGAGGAUGAUUUUCGAAUGGAACGCGACGCCAGAGAGAAGCAACAUGGGGAGUUAUUGGGUCUGACUGAAAAUGUCCAGCGGCUUCAGCGGGAAAACCAGCGAUACCAGGAUGAGAUCUAUCAGUUAAACAACAGAGGAUUCGAGGAAAUGCAACGCCGCCAUGCCAGUUUUACCACAAGCUACCCACCCCAAAACCAUGAACCUCCCAGAGAAUGGUUUUCUGGAAUGCCUUUGUGCCCCCGUGGAUCCGGGGAUCCUUUAGAAACCGGGAGAGAGGGGGACAUACGGAGUCCCGGUAGGGAACAACCAGCCCCUGGUCCUCCGGAGGAUGAAAAUGAUUGGCAAUGUCCAACCUGCCGCAGGUUGUUUCCGAAUUUUGAUACUCUUCAGAUACAUGCUGUGGAAUGCCAGGGACACCAGCGACCACCUUCCCAAGGCGAUCUUCAGCAAAAUCAGUGUCCAAGCUGCAUGGAGCUCUUUCCUGAUAUAGAAACCCUGGAGCUUCAUGUGGAGGAAUGUUUGGAUCAACAGCAAUAAAAGUGAAAUUAUCCUGACCACUGUGUAUUUGACCGAAGUGGAGAAUAUUUCGGCAAGAAAAGUGGACAGUGAGGAUGGACUUAACGUUAUUCAAAUUUUAACCACUGAGCAGUGAAACAGUUUAUUCCUUAGCUAUUUUAACUGAACAUAUUUUGCACAAGGCAGCAUUGUGCAUCGAUAGUUAAACGCUUAAGAUGAGUCUUAAAUGCGAACAGGUGUCAUACAAUACACUGCGAGUUGAUCUAUUCGACGCAGCUCUUUUUUCAAAUGAUAACCACGUUAAAUAAAGUUUGGAAAAUUUCUUUUAAGUUGUGAUUCUAUUUAAAAAUAAGAUCACAGCUUUGAUGCUAUUUACCGCGCUAUUUGUUCAAAGGGAACAGCAAUCUACAGCUAGGUAAAAAUAGCAAGAACAAAUUGAUAGAUUAAUUUAAGGGGACAGUUAAGUUUAAGAGCAGGAAGCAGUGCAGUAUCCAAGUAUUAGUCGAUCCUAAUUUACUUGAACAUGUGUAUCAAAUUUAGCUUUUUGUGAGAUACCUAUUUUGAUGUGAUUAAGCUACUCGCAUAUACAUUGCAUUUGAUAUCGUAGUUUUAAAUUCGGUUGAUUUAGCGCUCAACUUCGAAGUAUUUUCGAGUAUACGUGUUGUUCUGUUAAACUGCAACUAUAGUUAAAGGGUAAAUUAGGUCAUUUACACUCAGUUAUAUUCUAGAGACAUAUCAAAGGCAUUCUCAACGGUAAUUCCAGUGGUUAUUUAGGGAUGAAGAUUUGCGUUUGAUGUUGAUUUAAAAAAAGUUUAAAAUCACUUCCUUUAAGUCUUAUGCAAACAAUGUAUUCUGGUAAAAAUUUACUUUUAUUUUUCAUUAUAGAAAAGUAGGUCUGUGAGUGAGUAUUUCUUUUUUAUAUACACGUAAAAAAUAAGGUUUAGAAAUAUGUUCUACUUAGCGGUAAUUAAUUUGUUAGAAGAGUAAAAAAAUUUUUUUCAGUUGAAAAGAAUAUUGUAAGGAAUAAAGAUACAGUUAAAAACUUGUACCCAACAAAGCAUAGAUUAUCAUGUGAUUUAACAAG
Molecule: messenger RNA, 4138 nt
Organism: Stylophora pistillata
Lineage: Eukaryota; Metazoa; Cnidaria; Anthozoa; Scleractinia; Pocilloporidae
Biological process (GO): regulation of canonical NF-kappaB signal transduction
Cellular component (GO): cytoplasm; nucleus
Molecular function (GO): K63-linked polyubiquitin modification-dependent protein binding
Source: RefSeq, a predicted model, not a curated record